AUGGCGGGCGAGUGUACUUCCCCUUUGGGAAAUAAACUGGAAAUUUGUCCUUCCUUAAAGCAACUAGAAGACUUCUACCGAAAUCAAGUACGAUUUUUUGAGGGGAAAUUUAUCCGAAAGUUAAAAGACGGCAAUCUUUUUCGUGUGACUUCAGAGAGUCCGCAGCAGAAAGUAAUUUCUUUGGAGGUUUCCAAACUUGUAUUCUUGAAGUCACUGGCUUCCAGGUUCUCGGACAAUGAAGUAUUGGAGAGAUACCCGCUUUAUAUCUGUGAAGUACAAACUCUACGUCGCUUAUGUAACAUUUUUGGAAAGGAUAAUUUGGUAAGGAGAUUCAACUCUGGGGAUUUUACGAUUAUUAUUCCAUUUUAUGCUGUCGUAGAGAAUUUUGUUUAUGAAUUACCUCAGGGUACCUCAAUUGAAAUCUCGAUGGGCCAGCUUGUUCUUUCUAUUGAACAUAAAGGGGACAAUAUGAAAUGUUUGAUACCUUAUGGUGGGUCAAAUCCGGGUGAAGAUGAUACCUUACCAGAUAACUUUGCUCUUCGCACUAUUGAAGUUGAUGGUGAUACAUUACAACACCCUCAAUACAAAGGGUCAGGCACAUUAAAAGUUGAGAAGGGAUAUGACUUUGUGUACUCGGCAUGUGAUGUUAUAUUACCAGGGGAUACUUUGGUCAUUCGUAACAUGAUAUUUUAUGUAAUUUCUGUUGUCAGAGAUAUGUUUGAUCCUAGCGGUACUAAAGACCUUGUUAGACUGGACAGGUCACUAAAUUUUAAUGCCCGAAGGUGCAUCUUCUUCAUAAAAAGGCCACUGCAAAUAAUAUCGCAAGAAGUUUCUUUGCCCGCAACAAAACUAAAAUAUGUGAGAAGGGUAUCCUUAAGAUAUCACAAAGAAGAUGUUACUCUACAGCAAGGUGAAUUACAGAUAACAUUUUUUAAUGCUGCUUUUAAUAAAUGUGGCAUUAUGACACAUGAUAUUGCUAUUCCUGUUGAAGAGUUGGUGUCAUAG
Paramuricea clavata is the source of this 1005-nucleotide messenger RNA. Lineage: Eukaryota; Metazoa; Cnidaria; Anthozoa; Malacalcyonacea; Plexauridae. The record is from the annotation of a GenBank genome assembly.